Malassezia vespertilionis is the source of this 726-nucleotide messenger RNA. RefSeq names its product kinetochore-associated Ndc80 complex subunit spc25 (gene SPC25). The transcript has a single exon. NCBI's taxonomy places the organism in Eukaryota, Fungi, Basidiomycota, Malasseziomycetes, Malasseziales, Malasseziaceae. The coding region runs from base 1 to 726 and encodes 241 amino acids. The record is from RefSeq and is a predicted model, not a curated record. Gene Ontology annotation, cellular component: Ndc80 complex. Gene Ontology annotation, biological process: chromosome segregation.
AUGCGUGCGCGACACUCCUCGGGGGCGAGCCGCGCUGUGGCGCCAGUGCUCGACUUUAGCGACCUAGAGGCAUCGAUCGAGAACUUUACACGGCGCUUCGAAAUGUACGUUCAAUCUACCGUAGCCAGCUGCGACCAGGACCGCCUGGCCGCCGAUACACAGCGCGCCGAAAAUCAGGUGCGCAUCAAAUCGCUCGAGGCAGAGCGGGAAGAUACCAAAACGACCCAGAAGGAGCUGUGGGAGACAGUUGCGUCGGAGCGCAGUGCGGAUGCAAAGCUGCGUGCGAGCGUCCAAGCAUUACUUGCGCAGCGCACCUCGCUGGCGCAGCGCUCGGCAAACUUGCAAAUAGAGGUGGGCGAGCUACGCGCACAGAUCAUUGCACAGCGCGAGCGCAAGCAGGGCAAAGUACAGCAGCUGCGCGAGCAGGUGCAGCGAAAUGCUCCGGAGCUUGCGCAGCUUGAGCGCACCACAGGCCUGCAAAUCCGGCCGCAAGAGCGCGGCACGAUUCAAUUCACGUUUUCCCUGCUCACCGCAUCAUCGCCCGAGACGCACUGUGCCGUGGUGGUAGAUGUAUCGCAAGAGAAAUACACAGUGCCGCACCAUGACGACCUGCUGUCUGAAACGGCCCUUCGCUCUUUGCUGCGGCAGUUGAACCAAACAGGUGACUUUCACGCAUUCCUCAAAGGCGCACGGCACGCAAUGCAGAAGGGGCUGGUGGAUAGCUGA